This is a messenger RNA of Canariomyces notabilis, 1138 nucleotides long. RefSeq lists its product as uncharacterized. The record is from RefSeq and is a predicted model, not a curated record. Lineage: Eukaryota; Fungi; Ascomycota; Sordariomycetes; Sordariales; Chaetomiaceae. The transcript has a single exon. Bases 310 to 894 code for a protein of 194 amino acids.
CUCAUGUCGAGGUUGGUUACAGGCGGGAUACACUCAUGCAACGAGUCGUGUGGAACUGGCUGGGCCCAGCAAGAUGGGCAUGCUGGCUCAAGGUAUCAUCCGUCUGCCAAGUAUCGCAUGGAAUAAAAGGGACGAAUUGCUUCGAUAAUGCCGCAUCUGGCCUUCGCUAGCAGUUGCUAGUUGACCCGCUGAGUCCCUAAGUCAAAGUUGGUGUGAAGUAAUGCUCGCGAUUCGGUCUGUCGCCGUUCCUGAACAUAUUUGAUUUCCCCCUUCCGUCUCACAGCACUCCUCAUAUCAUGUUGCACCGGGAUGCGUCGCUCUUCCAGAUCCCGAUGUCCGUCUCGACCGUGCUUGCUUCACUGCUCUAAACCGUGCCCGCAUCCUCUCUCUGAGUCUCACAAUUCCCCUCGCCCUCGCCCUAUAUCUCAUCUCCGCGCUUGCCCUAGCUUCCCUCUCCUCUGCACUCUCCGCUCCAUUCAUCCUCCCCGCCUCCCUAUCCGAGUUACUACCCGCGUUACUGUCCGACCCGUUCUUCCCCUCGUCUUCCUUGUCAUCCUCUCCCGCACCCCCCGCACCCCCCGCACCGCCCCCUUCACCUCCACCAGAACUCUAAUCGGAGCCACUCCCGGCUCGCCUUCGGCCCCGCAGCCCGCACAACUGCCUGGCAAGGAACCGGAAGAAAAAGCCCAGAGGCCCGGGAAAACGGUGAGCAGCGGACCAGAGCAGAGCGCAAAACGGAGUCCUGAGCGAGAGAAAAGUGUACGUGCAGAACGCGGCGCCAAUGUACAGCCAGAAGAUGACCCACGUGGCGACAAGCCAGACGAGGAAGAGGAGCGGGGCGAGCAGCGAGAAGCAAAAGGUGAAUCCCAAGAGAAAGAUGACCCAGCGGAAUAACUGGUAAAAAGCGUUGGCGGCGUAAAGGAGGGGAUGGUCCCGCGUCUGGAGAAGGAGGCCGUUUUCUAGCUGUGUGCCGACACGCUGGUCCGCUAGCUCGACGUUGGACAACGCUGGUGGGCUGGGCUGGGCUUGGACGCUGAACGGCCAGCCUACUGGACCGCCGUUGGCAUCCGUCGCUGCCAUCUUUUUCUUUUUUCUUUUUUCUUUUUUUUUCUUUCUUUCUUUCUUUCUUUUUUUGGAA